This is a messenger RNA of Priceomyces carsonii, 672 nucleotides long. RefSeq lists its product as uncharacterized. NCBI's taxonomy places the organism in Eukaryota, Fungi, Ascomycota, Pichiomycetes, Serinales, Debaryomycetaceae. The coding region runs from base 1 to 672 and encodes 223 amino acids. The record is from RefSeq and is a predicted model, not a curated record. The transcript has a single exon.
AUGGUAUACUUUUUCACGGUCAUCCAAAACGAUGAGCUGGGCCCAAAAGAAAGGACAGUAUACAUGGGAAAGGAUAAAUUUGAAAAUGAUCCAUUAAUCAAACAUUCACAUUCCAAAGAUCUUUGGUUUCACGUAGAUAACUUCUCGUCUGCGCAUUUGUACUUGCGUUUGGAAGACGAAGAAAGACUUGCAAAGUUCGAUGACUUAAAACUAGAUGAAACUUUGCUAAGUCAAGUCGCCCAACUAACCAAGGCUAAUUCAAUAAAAGGAAAUAAGGUUAACAACGUAAAGAUAAUAUAUACUCCGGUAGAAAACUUGCACACUGAUGGCUCAAUGGAUAUUGGAACAGUGACAUUCAAAAGUAGAAAGAAAGUGAAAAAAUUACAUGUCGACAAGAAAGACAGCACUGUUGUCAACAAGAUUACUAAGACGAAGAAGGAUGUACCAACUGAAGUAUUUUUGAAAGAGACAGAGGAAAUGAAUAGAAGUUACGAGGCGGAAAAGAAGCUAAGAGAACAUUCUUAUCUUCAGGACCAAAAGGAGAUACAAAAAUCUAAUAAAGAUGAGAAAAAACGGGCAGAAAACCCAUAUGAGGAUAUAUUCUCUGAAGAGAACAUGAGAGCAAGCGGUAGUCAGUUCAGAAACGAGAAUUUGGAAGAUGAUUUUUGGUAA